This is a messenger RNA of Salpingoeca rosetta, 3839 nucleotides long. RefSeq lists its product as uncharacterized. Gene Ontology annotation, cellular component: membrane. The coding region runs from base 358 to 3552 and encodes 1064 amino acids. NCBI's taxonomy places the organism in Eukaryota, Choanoflagellata, Craspedida, Salpingoecidae. The record is from RefSeq and is a predicted model, not a curated record. The transcript has 24 exons.
GUCAUCAGUGGCAGCGAUGCAAGCACGAGCCAGCGAAGCAAUCAACAAGACAGAAGCGUGCAAGCAACACAACGCACAACGCAGUGCAGCAGUGCAAUGUGGCUCCACACACACGCCCGCCAUCAUCAUUCUUCCGUUGCCCUUCUCAAACCUCACGCAACAAGGCAGGAAGGAGCUGUCGUGUGUACCUGCACAAGUGGCCGCCUAACGCACGACUUGAAGUGUCCAUCCUCAACAUCUGAUGUUGCUGCUGUUGGCGUGCUUCAACAGCCUAACAGCAAACAGCAACGCGUCUCUCCACAAGACUAGAGACGAGCCUUCGGCUUUCUUGCUGACCUCUCGUCACAGCCCUGAACCAUGGCAAGCGACCUUGCUAUUGAAGAGAACACGCCCACAAACGAGAGAGUGCAGUCCAAGUUCAAGCAAUGGGUGAACAAGAAGAUCCAUUGGUACUGUCGCGGGGUGAUUGCACACCCGCGCAUGGGAACCAGCAUCCUUCUCCUCCUCACCUUCGUGCUAUCUGGAAUUGCGUUUGUUGUCUAUCCCUUUGACAUUGACACGACGGUCACGACCUUCAUUCCUCGCACGUCUCGCAUCGGAAAGCUGGAAGAGACUCGCAUCCUUGCUGAGGAAAUUACUCGCUUCAACCCAUUCCGUGCACCUUCGAACACAUCAUCUGUGAUAGUACCGCAGCAAACAGACGAGGACUACUACCUGCAGCUGCUGUUCUCUGUUCCGCAUGGCGACAACGUCUUCACCCGUGGCCGCAUCACCGCCAUGCACAACAUGGAGCUGGCUAUCAGGGCCAUGCAGGGUGAUCCAAGCUUCACACAAGUUUGCGCGCGUGCCAGGGACAGCACCGAAUGCUCGCAGCCGCAGUCCGUGACCCGAUUCUUCUUUGCAUCGGAAAUUGAUGGCUGUCCAAAUGUGUACCGCCCAGAUGGAAACAACACAGACAUCCCGUUUGCGUCCGUCGACGACGUGUUGCUGGCUCUCAUCACGCCACGCAACGUGAGCGCGAACACGUCCCUGCCGGCCUUCUGCUACUCCACAGCGGGUGACUGCUACGCAAACUGUUUCGACCCGUCACCGUCAGCGAUCGACUUUGCUGUCGCUGACACGUUUGGUUUCCCAGACAACAACGCCUCUCUCACCCCAGACCUCACGUCACACGUCUCGACGUCGCUGACAUUCUUUGGCCUUCCGUUAGCCGGGUUCAAAAGCCCGGACGACCGGUACGAUGAGCAGAUCUCCAUCAUUGAGUCAUUUGUCAAGCGCGUGCCGUCCACGCUCCGCCCCUUCAAGAAAGCGGAGGGUCUCACCACCACCAUCCUCAGCGGCGUCCUUAUUGACGACUACUUCUGGAAUCUGAUCAUCACGGAUACGGCACUCGUCUCCGUCAGCGUCGUCGUCGUCUAUCUCUACAUGGCCUUUCACGUUAACUCAUUCUUCAUUUCCGGCAUGGGCAUGCUGCACGUCCUGGUUAGCUUUCCGAUUGCGUUUCUCUUCACGCAAGCGGCCAUGGACUUUGGUGCUAUGGGUAUUCUCAACCUCAUGUCUCUCUUCAUCAUCUUGGGUAUUGGCGCUGAUGACGUCUUCAUCUUCGUCGACGCGUGGCGGCAGAGUGAGCUGGAAGUGCCCGGCCCAGACGGGCGCCUGCGUCGCAACGCCCCCAGUCGAGAUGCGGAGAUAACAGAGGACAAUCUCCAGUGGCUCACGGAGCGACUCGUGUGGACAUACACGCGGUCGUCCGAGGCGAUGCUGAUUACGUCGCUCACCACGGGCGCCGCCUUUGUCAUGAAUCUCUCCUCAUCCGUCCCGGCCAUCCAGAUCUUUGGCGCCUUUACCGGACUCAUGAUUCUCUUCAACUUCAUUCUGGUCAUCACGUACUUCCCGUUUGUGGUGGUGACGCAUCAUUGCUUUAUUCGUCACAUCCACUACCCGUGCUGCCGCCGCUGUUGCUCGAAGACAAACAGAACCAAACUUCCUGCUUCAGCGACCCAAACCCAACUCGAUGGAGUGACUAGCAACAAACUUGUUGGGAAACACCACAACAUCAACGAGUAUCGUGCACUGGAGCGGUUCUUCUACAAGUCGUACGCCCCGUUCAUCUGCAAACGCCGGUGGCAUUUGGUCGCUGUGUUUGCCAUUUGGUUUGGCGUCAGCAUCUACUUUGCAUCCGAACUCAAGGCCGCAACCGAGCCAACACAAUGGUUGCCAAGCAGAGACAAGCUACAACAGGCCUUUGACAUGCUGAACAGCGAUUUUGCGCGGACUGACCUCGUUCCACAGAUUGUUGUCAUGUAUGGCCUUGAAGUCGUCGACCUGUCUGGUGUGAAUCCAUACAAUCCAAACGACCCUGCUCGCGUCGUGUUUGAUUCCGGCUUCGACCCAACUGCUCCCAACUUUCAGGAGACGUUCAUCUCCAUCUGCGAGCGAUUUAGGGAGGAGGGCGAGUUUGUGCUUGAGGAGGAGAUUCUGUGCCCGAUGGAGCUCUUCCGCGACUAUGUCACAAACGAGCUGGGAAUGGCCUUCCCAGUCCCGAGAGACGACUUUGUGCCCUUGCUGGCGAACUUCACGCGAUAUUACGAGGAUAACAACGGGCCCGCCCCCGAUGUGUCCGGCGACGUGUCAUCAUCUGAGCAGGACGCAGUCACCCGGGACGAGCGCUCAUGGCAGCAGGUUGAGGUGUACCAAACCAUCCGCUUUCACCUCGACACGGAGGAACCUGAGUUGGCGUACAUGUUCAUCAUUGUCAACACAACUCUGAACACAUUCAGUGCUGGAAAGGACAUUCGCCCAGCCUAUGAAUUUUGGGACCACAUGCUUGAUAUGGAAAACGCCCGCGCAGACAACAUCGAGGCAACGCUCGACGGUGCGCUGCAAACAGCCGACUUGUACAUCGAUCUUCACUUGGAGGACACUUUGUUACGCGCGGCAAUUGUUGGCAUCGCCGCCAGCCUCUCACUUGCGUUUGUCAUCAUCAUCGUCAUGACACGUGACAUCACCCUCUCCGUCAUGUCUAUCAUCUCCAUCGGGGGCGUUGUCGUGUCGUUGAUUGCACUUAUGGUGAUGCUGGGAUGGACACUCGGCUUGAUUGAGAGUGUUUGCUUGACCAUCCUCGUCGGUCUCAGUGUGGACUACGUCAUCCAUCUGGCCAACGCGUAUCGCGAGAGCCACGAAGUGACACGGUUCAGCCGCGUGCGGGACGCAUUGGUGAUGAUGGGUAUCUCUGUCCUCUCAGCCAGUAUCACGACGUUCUUGGCUGGAUUUGUCCUCUUCUUCGGAUACAUUACCUUCUUCUUCAAGUUUGGCGUGUUCAUCGCCCUCACCAUCUUCUUCGCGGCAAUUUGGGCGUUUGGGUUCUUCAUGAGUCUCGCAGCCAUCGCAGGCAACAAAGAGUACGUCGACGACUUUGUACGUCUGUGGCGUGUGCUCACAUGCAAACCACAGGCACUGAAACUUGGUGGUGUCAACACGACGACCCCAGCGACUGAAAUGGAUCGCCACAAUGGCAUCACUGAAACCAAAGUCGCAGUCAUGAGCGGCUGAGGGCUUUCCACCACUGGCUUUGUUUGUUCGUUUGCUCGCUUGUUUGUCAUCGUUUGCAACGGUUGCCGUUCUCAAGCCUUUGUAGGCAACGUUGACCAGUUCUUUCCUUCCGUUCUGAAAUUGCCACCCCUCCCACUUCCUCAUUUUGUUAGAGCUGGUGAGAAAUGGCAAGUUAUACGAAACAGCACGAUGUUUGUGCCUCAGCGAUGGUCAGUUCUCGCUUAAUUUUCCUGUUUGUUUCUCUACACAUCAUCACAUGGACAAAGUAAGAAAGCGAGAAGAAGCGG